UCCGUUCCGUCGUGUUAAGCAAGCACAAAAAUUAAUUUUUAUUGCUCUCCCAAAUUACAAGUAGGCCACAGAUUCCAACUUUGCACAAGAACGAAGCCGAACUAAUCGUGGGAAAGAAGACAAAGCCUGCACAAGUUUGAGUCAUAACAAACUGAAACCUGGGUUUGUUCUAGGUCAAACAUUCUAGAACAUUUUAAGUUUCUUAUUUUACUGUCAGAGAACUAUCACACUGUAUCGGAGACAGAAGAAGACAUGGGAGCAAAUGGUCUCCUCUGUCACGUGAUCAAGCCCAGGCUCAGCUCCUUCCGGCUCCGGCUGAUUACGUCCGAGGAGCUACGUUGUGGAAGUGUCGUCCGGCAGAGAGCAGCAACCAGACGCCAUUUCCCGACCACCGCCAUCACCACAUCCGCCACCAACCACCCGUACAACCUCCGCACGAGUGGCGCGUCCUUUAAAAGAAGCCACAAAGUCGGCAGACCUUUUAGGUAUUGUGACCGAGAGCGACAAAACCAGAUACAAUUAGCAGAGGGCUGCGCACUGCUGCGCAACGAUAUGCAGCACUAUGAGACGGCUGCUGCUGCUGCGCUGAAGCUCCUCCCUACCGCGGUGUCGUCAUUGGCUACGAAAGGUAAAGGGGAGGAAGUCGUGACGUCAGGCGAGAAAGAGAGUUCCAGCGAGCAGAAACGUACGGUGCAUUACGUGAACCUGUAUAUUUGCCCUCCUCCCCGACACUGGAAUGGUGCGGCAAGCGUGACCCGAUUGCUCCGACAGGUGGCCAGUUUACUGUGGGAAACGAUGACAGGUUGGAGGUCAAACGCUGCGGCCAGCACUGUACGGCUGCCAAAACUGCAAACAGACGACAAAGAUUGCGGCCCUGCAGAAAGCGCCUUCCUGAGGUGGCUGCUUAGCCAAACGGACGUCAACAGCUUCCGCUUCCGCAGAAAAUUGUACACCCAGUGGGCGCUGAUUGGUUUAGCUCUGGUGUUGUCCCUAGCAACCGUUGCCAUGGUGCUGCUUACAAAAGUUCGUCUUGUGUUACUGGCGUGUCGCUCGUGGCCCGCCUUACGAGUUUAGUCUCUUUAUUCUACGCCCAAAAGUCAAAUAUUUUUUUGGUCUUAUGUCCACAAGUUUAAUUUUUUCAUCCACGUCUAAAUUCUCUUUAUUAUAUGCUCACAUGUUUAAUCUCUUUAUUCUUACUCCAAAAGUCAAAUAAUUUUAUCUUUUUGUUUUAUGUCCACAUGUUUAAUCUCUUUAUCCACCGUCUAAUCGCUUUAUUAUAUGCCCACAUGUUUAAUCUCUUUAUUCUACCUCCAAAAGUCCAAUAUCUUUUUAUCUUUUGUCCACAAUUUUAACCUCUCCUAUGUCCAACAGUUUAAUCUCUUAAUUCUGCAACCAAAGGUCAAAUAUCUCUUAAUCGUAAGUUCACAAGUUUAAUCUUUGUAUCCUACGUCCACAAUUUCAAUCUCUUUAUUGUACGUCCAACAAUAUUAUCUUUUCAUAAUAGGUCCACAUGUUUAAUCGCUUUAUUCUACGUCCAAAAUUAGUGGUGAGGGCAGGGUUAUACUGGAAAAGCUAGUCCAACUAUAAAAAAACAACAUUAUAUUGGUAAGUGUUUUACGAAACUUGCAAUACAAUAAGGUCAUAUAAGAGCCUAAGAUUAGAGCUGUUACAAGAGAGUAACAAACACAAAAAA
Molecule: messenger RNA, 1693 nt
Organism: Aplysia californica (California sea hare)
Lineage: Eukaryota; Metazoa; Mollusca; Gastropoda; Aplysiida; Aplysiidae
Exons: 5
Coding region: 253-1074 (273 amino acids)
Source: RefSeq, a predicted model, not a curated record